Andrographis paniculata is the source of this 2845-nucleotide messenger RNA. Its product is annotated as late blight resistance protein R1-A-like. Lineage: Eukaryota; Viridiplantae; Streptophyta; Magnoliopsida; Lamiales; Acanthaceae. The record is from RefSeq and is a predicted model, not a curated record. The coding region runs from base 62 to 2728 and encodes 888 amino acids. Gene Ontology annotation, molecular function: ADP binding. Gene Ontology annotation, biological process: defense response to other organism. The transcript has a single exon.
ACUUCAUCCGACCAGAUUCUAAAUUCCUUCAUCAGUUUUCAAAUUUCUGGACGUUUGGGAGAUGGCUGUUGCUGCUUAUGCAUCUUUGGUUUCUCUAACUCAUGUCCUUGACGACGUUCGUUACCGUGCUGAGCUUCGCCGCCUUCAUGUGGACAUUAAAAUAAUUGAAACUUACCAGGGAAGUAUCGAUUUCUUGCUGGAAUUUGUUGAUGUUCAUUCAAGAAAAGAAAGUCAAAGAAUCGAUGGUUUGUGGAGGCAAAUAUCUAAAGUUGCAUUCGAAGCCGAAGAAAUAUUUGAUUUACAUGUUGUGAAUCAAAUUCAGCUCCGAUCCGAGGGAGUAAAAGCUGAUCUGGGAUUUUCAGCUUUGAACAAAGACAUCGAAAGAGUGAUCCAAAAGAUUAACUCCAUUAAAGAAGAGCUGUUGGUGGAGGAAGCCUUAUUGCAGGUUGUCGAAUCUGGGAAAAAACCAAAAGCUUUUUACCAUGGUGGUACUUCAUUAGCUACUCCAUCUGUCGGGAAGAAUAAAAUUGUGGGAUUAGAUGAACAUGUCGAAGCGAUAGUGGAUUUGCUGACACGAGAUGAACCUGCGCUCCAAAUCAUCCCUAUUGUAGGGAUGGGCGGUAUUGGUAAAACUACUCUGGCUAAAGCUGUUUUCGAUAAUCAAUAUAUUGUCAAUCACUUUGACAGGCGUAUUUGGCUUACAAUAUCACAAGAUUAUAUCGUGGAGAACAUUCUAGAAGGUCUUUUAAAUGAUGGGAAAGUAAGAACACCUGAUGGAGCUGGAGAUGGUUUAAGGGAGGCUUUGUACAAAGAAUUAUUCGACAGACGUUAUUUGAUUGUUUUGGAUGAUGUGUGGAGCGAGCAGACUUGGAAUGAUUUUAGAAUGUGCUUUCCAAGGAACAAUAAUAGAAGCCGGGUUGUGAUCACUACUCGGCUUGAAAAUGUGGCUGGCUGUUUGAGCCCUCACAGCUCUUACUCGAUGACUUUUUUAGAUGAGAAUAAAAGUUGGAGUUUAUUUUGUCAGAUAAUAUUUGCCAAAGAAGAUUUCCCAAACCCCGAAUUAGAAGAAUUUGCAAGAAAGAUUGUCAAAAGUUGUAAGGGACUUCCUUUAGAAAUUAUUGUUAUUGGAGGACUACUUGCAAAGUCCGACAUGUCUAGAGAAUAUUGGAAGUCUGUCGCGGACAAUGUCAGCUCCUACGCCAAUUUUGAAGAUGACGAACAUUGCUUGAAGAUAUUGUCUUUAAGCUAUAACAACUUGCCAAUCCACCUCAAGCCAUGUUUCCUCUUUAUGAGCUCUUAUCCCGAAGAUUGUAAAAUUGAUGUCAACGAACUAAUUUGGAAGUGGAUCGCAAGCGGAUUCAUAAGAGUUGUGAAAGAGAAAAGUUUGGAAGACAUUGCGAUGGACAACAUAAAAAAUCUCAGUUCUAGAAACCUUAUUUUCGUCUACUCACUCCGGAAUAGCGGCGAGAUAGAAAGGUGCAGUAUUCAUGAUUUGGUACGAGAUAUGUGCCGAAAAGAAUUCGACAAGGAGCAGUUUAUUACAUCCCCAAAAAUGCAAGAAGUGAAAUAUUCAAGAGGUUUUAGACGACAAGGUGAGGCAGCAUGCUUUAUUUGUGGUUGUUACACAAUGUACAAUCAAGAUUCGACAUAUUUUUCAGAAUCUGUUCUUUGUAGCAGUUGUCGAGCGAUGUAUUCACAUGUUAGAAGAGCAAGAUUGGUGGGGAUAAUGAGUGAUAGCUAUGAUCGAUUUGAAUUUGUUCAUCCUGCUCGACUGCGACAUACUUUUGUUUCAACUCAAGUCCGGUAUGCUCUUGUUUCGAAUUCUGAGCAGGAUAUCGAUGUUAUAGCCAAUGCACGGUGGAAACCUGUAUUGUCGGAAUUACACUUACUUUGGAAUCUUCAGAUCUUAAAACUACACUUAUAUUCCUUACAAAGUCGAGUUAUUUUCCCGGAUGAAAUCUGGGAGAUGACGCAACUCAGGCAUAUUGAGGUCUACGGCAAUGGAGCUAUUUUGCCGGAUCCUCAUGUUUGCGACGAAGGCUUCAUAAUUCUCAAAACGCUCCAAUGCCUUUACGAAAUAUGGAAUUUUAAGUGCACAAAGAACGUCUUGGAAAGAAUUCCGGAUUUAAAGACACUGAAAAUCAGUUAUGAUUCUGACUACGAACCAAGUGUGGGAUCCUCAGACGACCAUUCUCUUUGUAAUCUUAUCCGACACCAUAAUCUCAGCUCAUUGAAAAUAUAUGGCCUUCCGGAAAACAUUGCCUUUCCGAGCUCUCUAAAAGAGCUGUAUCUUUACGGAAGCAUUUGCAAAAUUCCUUGGAGUGGUAUGUCGAUCAUUGGCUUAUUACCAAAACUCGAGAAACUUGACUUGGUUAAUGCCACGGAAGGGUCGGAAUGGAAUCCGGGCGAGGGUGAAUUUCUUCGAUUGAAAAUCCUGUACAUUGUGUGCAAUAAUUUAGUGCAAUGGGAAGCUGAUAUGGGCAACUUCCCCGUUCUUGAGCGGCUUAAACUUUUUCAUGUUUCUUCAUUGAAAGAAAUCCCUUCGGGCAUUGGAGAUAUUCCGACAUUACGUAGAAUUGAAUUGAUAGGAUGCAAUAUAGCUGCGAUGAAUUCGGCAUACGAAAUAUGGAAGGAACAACAGGACGUGGAAAAUGAGAUUCUUGAGAUUUUAGUCUGUCAUGCAUCGGAGUGGAUCUCAAUCAAUGAUUUCAUAACGAGAAGAAGAUGAAUGUAAGGAUUUACAGGUAAGUUGUAAUAUAGAGGAACCAUUCUCAAUUUUUAAAUGAUGAUAUUCUUUUUGUUUUUCUUCAGAGAGAUUGAAUUUCAUGUUCUAAAUCAUAAAAUA